Molecule: messenger RNA, 1949 nt
Organism: Culex quinquefasciatus (southern house mosquito)
Lineage: Eukaryota; Metazoa; Arthropoda; Insecta; Diptera; Culicidae
Product: probable serine hydrolase
Exons: 2
Coding region: 928-1920 (330 amino acids)
Source: RefSeq, a predicted model, not a curated record
UCACAUCAAACUAGUCACACUUCCAACCCUAAAACUUUCUUAAAUUUUAAAAGAUCGAAAAUUGGUUGCAACAUGGAUUUUAGCGAAAUUUUAGAACGAGGUUGUAGAGGGUGAAAAGGCAAUCACAUAUACAAAUUUGCAUAAAAUGAGGUCGCAGAACUCAAGUUUUUCAGCGAGUUCCAUACAAUUUUUUUUUUGCAAUUCCGAAAAACGUGAAAAACGCCCUUUCAAUGGAACUCUAAUCAACAGAGUAUUGAAAAAAAAAUAAGUUUUCGAAAUAAGUGCUGAAAGCUCAAACUUUUCCGCACCCAUUUCGAUUCUGCUUAGAAUUUGGUAGAGGAAAGUAGGCCGUUUCGUCGUUCGAGAAUGAAGGAAAAAGUAUGUAGUUUCACGACGAAAUUGCUAAAAAAGUUUUAUACAUUAUGACAUUUAUGGUACUUUAUAUAUGAUCUUAUAUCCGCAGGCAACUUGGUCCUGAAAUACAUGUGAGCGCUAGGUGAACAAUUCAAUCAUCUUUUAUAAGUUUGGAACAGAAUAGAACAAAAUGUUUUCCCGUUUCCCUCCCCAUGUGCCGAGACACUUCGUAUAGACGCCCUUGCUUCAAUCACGUCAAAUUAAUAAUCACGCCCCCAGCCGAACCUUCAUUAGAGACGCAGGCAAUCCACUACUCAGAGCGAACGACAGAAAAAUAUUUUUGCGAUUUUGAUUCAUUUUUUCCAUUUCUGUGAAAUACGUCUAACUUAUCCCAAGUUAACCCUACGGUACAGUGUUGAUAACAACACCAUUUCAAGUUCAGACAUGAAUGUGCGAAAAUGUGAGAUGGUAAUAUAACGCUAAUACCACCAGGAUAAUCACGAGAUAAGUUCAUACUAGCGACUUAUUUUGAGGUUUAACUUUUGUCAGUUUCCAGAUGUUUGAGAAUAAGACAUGGAGGAACCGCAUCCGAUGAUGAAACUUGUUGAUCUUCACAACAAGGAAUGCAAUGCCAUCGAAGUCGAGAUCAACAUCCCGUACGGAAAGAUCGCCGGAAAAUGGUUUGGUCCCCGGGACGUUAAACCGAUCCUGUGCCUUCACGGCUGGUUAGACAACUGUGGAACCUUUGACAGGUUGAUUCCUCUGCUCCCAAAAGAGCUGAGUUUCCUCGCAAUCGACUUCCCCGGACACGGCCACUCUUGCCGAAUUCCCGACGGCAUGGCUUACCAUCAGAUCGAUCGAGUUAUGGUGAUUCAGUACGUGAUGAACGAGUACGGAUGGGACCGGUUGGCCCUCAUGGGACACUCGAUGGGCGCUUCCGUGGCGUUUACCUAUGCGGGAUUGUUUCCCGAAAAGGUCGAGCUGGUGAUCGGGCUGGACAACUUUAGGCCGGUUCGUUAUUCUCCGGGGAGGUUCCUCAAGUAUGCCGGAAGCAUGGCAGUAAAAAUUUUGCAGGUGAAUUCGGAUGAGCGGAAGAACUCCGAACCUCCGCUGUACACGUACGAAGAAAUGGUUGAAGCCCUGCACAAGGGAUCUUAUCAGUCGGUAUCCCGGGAGUACUGUCCGUACCUGCUGCAGAGAAACAUUGCAAAGUCCAAAAAGUACCCGGAAAAGUACUACUUCAACUAUGCCAGAAUGCUUAAGUACGAUCAGAUCCCGGGUUGGACGGACGAAGCGACGGUCACGUUGCUCACGCGAAUUCGCGUACCCCAGCUGGUGGUCCAAGCUACGGAAUCGCGAGAUCCGGGAUCGCGAGCAGCGUUCAACACAGUGGUGAAGGUACUUAGCGAGGAGAAUCCGACGUUUCAGGUUGAGUAUCUGAAAGGAACCCAUCACGUUCAUCUGAACGAACCGGAAGUGGUGGCGCCGGUGAUAGCGGAUUUUCUACAGAAGUAUUGGUCAGCUGGUGAUCCCGGACAAUGUGGUAAAGUUACGAGUAAAUUGUAAUAAAGUAUUAUUUGGAAUUUUUAUUGAAA